This is a messenger RNA of Marchantia polymorpha subsp. ruderalis, 1453 nucleotides long. NCBI's taxonomy places the organism in Eukaryota, Viridiplantae, Streptophyta, Marchantiopsida, Marchantiales, Marchantiaceae. The record is from the annotation of a GenBank genome assembly.
CGACGAGAAGGCCGGCAAGAUGACCCGUCUGAACGUGAACGCUUUGGAAGAGAAUCAUUUCGAGGUUGAAGCCUAACUCCAUUGAGACGUGUACCGUUGCGUUGCAUUGCUUCAUUUUGUACUGUUUCAGACAUGGCCAGCAGAAGCUCAGAUGAUGGAAGUGUGGCCCCUUGAAAAUUUCUCGGUUUGUAGUUCCCGAUGUGUUGUGCAGUAAGCGGAGAGCGCCAAAAGAUUCAUCACGGUAGAUCGCGAGAAUGCCUUUGGCGCGGGAGGCCAAGAUCGCAUUCAGGCGUCUUGCCUUGAAUAGAGGCUUGAAGUUUUUCAACGUCGUAGUCAUUGUGGCUGGUGCAUUGACUAUCAUCAUGGUGAUCACUUUACAGCAGCCUCCAACUCUUUGCCCUGGAUGGCUGUUGAUUUUUCUCGGCAUCUUGACCAUGGUGGGAGGACUUUCAGGCUUUGGUGGAACGACUCUGCCGUGCUGCUACAUGACUCAUUUGACCUCGAUGGGGGUCUCCAAUUUGGGCACUCUGAUUUAUGCUCUUACGCUCUUUGGACAGAGACCCAAAAUCCUGGAGGCCUUUGGUCCAACGAAAUAUGCCGUUGAGAGCGUGGACAAAUUUCUCAUAACUUGCUCGUGGUUGUAUCUCACUCUGGCUGUCAUUCAGGUACUCUUAAUUGGUGGCAGAUGCACUUUACAACGUAUGACCACCGAGAUUUUUGAGACUCUUGAGCAAACCCUAGCUGCACGGAAUGCAGCCAUGGGUGCAUUGCGUCGAGAAUUAGGUGAACAAGAAAGCAGAGUUGACAAGACUUUGACCAAUAAAAUUGAAGAGAAAAUGGCCAGCAAGUAUGGAGAGUGGAUGAACAAAUAAAAUGGACUCUUUCAGUUUCUUGAGGUUACUGAGCGGCAAGACUUCGUGAGGACCAUGGAGCAGUUGAACGGUACAGCAAGGGCGAAUUAGAGGAGGAGAUUUAUUAUCCAAGAUUACGCUCAGUGAUCCCUCCAUCGCCGACUGCUUGCGCUCUCGAAGCGUGUUGAAAUCAUGCACAACCAAAGAGAAGGCUCGUCCACUUUGGCGAUCUUAGUUGUUAGCAAUUUGGAGCUCCUGCUUCGAUCGUAUAGCGCAGUAUCUAUCAUAAGGGGUAACACAAAGCUUUGCAGGUCUCUCCCAAAUAGUGUGUCACAAGUGUGCGACAUGUAACCUGUUGUUUGAAGUCCAUGAUACGACUGUAUUUCUUGCUGGAUGAUUGGAUGAGGCAAUAUUGGCGUUAGUUUAUCUCCGCUGGGAAGCGUUGAUUGUCAGUAUUAGCCAUCAGUUUCACUUGUUAAACAUCUAGAAUGCACUCCAUUGUAAUCAGGUUGUAAGCACAUUCAUUUGUAUUUAGUCUCCAUUCAUAUGAGGAUCAUGUCUCGCCAUGGCAGUUGGGCCAGAUUGUGCAUAUAAAGUUCGAG